Vicugna pacos (alpaca) is the source of this 5328-nucleotide messenger RNA. NCBI's taxonomy places the organism in Eukaryota, Metazoa, Chordata, Mammalia, Artiodactyla, Camelidae. The record is from RefSeq and is a predicted model, not a curated record.
CUGCUGCCUGGCCCCGGGAUUUUUGGAAGCCCCAGCACUGUGACGCUUCCUGAAACCUUACUGUUUGUGUCAACCCUGGAUGGAAGUUUGCAUGCUGUCAGCAAGAGGACAGGCUCCAUCAAAUGGACUUUAAAAGAAGAUCCAGUCCUGCAGGUUCCAACACAUGUUGAAGAGCCUGCCUUCCUCCCAGAUCCCAAUGAUGGCAGCCUGUAUACGCUCGGGGGCAAGAAUAAUGAAGGCCUGACGAAACUUCCCUUUACGAUCCCGGAGUUGGUGCAGGCAUCCCCAUGCCGAAGUUCAGAUGGAAUCCUCUACAUGGGUAAAAAGCAGGACAUUUGGUAUGUUAUUGACCUCCUGACUGGGGAGAAGCAGCAGACUUUGUCAUCGGCCUUUGCAGAUAGUCUGUGCCCGUCAACCUCUCUUCUGUACCUUGGGCGAACAGAGUACACCAUCACCAUGUACGACACCAAGACCCGCGAGCUGCGGUGGAACGCCACCUACUUCGACUACGCGGCCGCGCUGCCCGAGGACGACGGGGACUACAAAAUGUCCCACUUUGUGUCCAAUGGCGAUGGGCUGGUGGUAACUGUGGAUAGUGAAUCUGGAGACGUCCUGUGGAUCCAGAACUAUGCUUCCCCCGUGGUGGCCUUCUACAUCUGGCAGCGGGAGGGCCUGCGGAAGGUGAUGCACAUCAAUGUUGCUGUGGAGACCCUGCGCUACCUGACCUUCAUGUCCGGGGAGGUGGGGCGCAUCACCAAGUGGAAGUAUCCAUUCCCCAAGGAGACGGAGGCCAAGAGCAAGCUGACGCCCACCCUGUACGUUGGGAAGUACUCCACCAGCCUCUAUGCUUCCCCCUCAAUGGUACAUGAGGGGGUCGCUGUUGUGCCCCGAGGCAGCACCCUUCCUCUGCUGGAAGGCCCCCAGACCGACGGUGUCACCAUCGGGGACAAGGGGGAGUGUGUGAUCACGCCCAGCACGGACCUGAAGUUCGACCCCGGGCUCAAAGGGAAGAGCAAGCUCAACUACCUGAGGAACUACUGGCUGCUGAUAGGACACCACGAAACCCCACUGUCAGCAUCCACCAAGAUGCUGGAGAGAUUCCCCAACAACCUGCCCAGACACCGGGAGAACGUGAUUCCUGCCGACUCCGAGAAAAAGAGCUUUGAAGAGGUUAUCGACCUGGUUGACCAGACUUCAGAAAACGCCCCUACCACGGUUUCCCAGGAUGUGGAAGAGAAGUUCGUUCAUGCACCUGCCAAGCCCGAGGCCCCCGUGGACUCCAUGCUCAAGGACAUGGCCACCAUCAUCCUGAGCACCUUCCUGCUCAUUGGCUGGGUGGCCUUCAUCAUCACCUACCCCCUGAGCAUGCAUCAGCAGCGGCAGCUCCAGCACCAGCAGCUCCAGAAGGAACUGGAGAAAAUCCAGCUCCUGCAGCAGCAGCAGCUGCCCUUCCACCCACCUGGAGACGCGGCUCCGGACAUCGAGCUCCUGGACUUAUCCGGCCAGUACUCUGAGAGCUCGGGCACCAGCAGCCCCAGCACAUCCCCCCGAGCCUCCAACCACUCGCUCCACUCCAGCGGCUCUACCUCCAAGGCUGGUACCGGCCCCUUCCUGGAGCAGGACGACGAGGAUGAGGAAACCAGCAUGGUGAUGGUUGGGAAAAUCUCUUUCUGUCCGAAGGAUGUCCUGGGCCACGGAGCUGAGGGCACAAUUGUGUACCGGGGCAUGUUUGACAACCGCGACGUGGCAGUCAAGAGGAUCCUCCCCGAGUGUUUCAGUUUUGCAGAUCGUGAGGUCCAGCUGCUGCGAGAAUCUGACGAGCACCCGAACGUGAUCCGUUACUUCUGCACCGAGCGGGACCGGCAGUUCCAGUACAUCGCCAUUGAGCUGUGUGCCGCCACCCUGCAGGAGUACGUUGAGCAGAAGGACUUCGCCCACCUCGGCCUGGAGCCCAUCACCCUGCUGCAGCAGACUACGUCGGGCCUGGCACACCUGCACUCCCUCAACAUCGUUCACAGAGACCUGAAGCCCCACAACAUCCUCCUCUCCAUGCCCAAUGCACAUGGCAGGAUCAAGGCCAUGAUCUCCGACUUCGGCCUCUGCAAGAAGCUGGCAGUGGGCAGGCACAGCUUCAGCCGCCGUUCAGGGGUGCCCGGUACAGAAGGCUGGAUCGCCCCGGAGAUGCUGAGCGAAGACUGCAAGGAAAACCCUACCUACACGGUGGACAUCUUCUCUGCGGGCUGCGUCUUUUACUAUGUGAUAUCUGAGGGCAGCCACCCCUUUGGCAAGUCCCUGCAGCGGCAGGCCAACAUCCUCCUGGGCGCCUACAGCCUCGACUGCCUGCAGUCCGAGAAGCACGAAGACGUCAUCGCCCGGGAACUGAUAGAGAAGAUGAUCGCGAAGGAUCCUCAGAAGCGCCCGUCUGCGAAGCACGUGCUGAAACACCCAUUCUUCUGGAGCCUCGAGAAGCAGCUCCAGUUCUUCCAGGAUGUGAGUGACCGAAUAGAGAAGGAGUCCCUGGACGGCCCGAUAGUGAAGCAGCUGGAGCGGGGCGGGCGGGCCGUGGUGAAGAUGGACUGGAGGGAGAACAUCACCGUCCCCCUGCAGACAGAUCUGCGUAAAUUCAGAACCUAUAAAGGCGGCUCCGUCCGAGACCUCCUCCGGGCCAUGAGAAAUAAGAAGCACCACUACCGGGAGCUCCCCGAGGAGGUGCGGGAGACGCUGGGCUCCCUCCCCGACGACUUCGUGCGCUACUUCACCGCCCGCUUCCCCCACCUCCUCUUGCACACCUACCGGGCCAUGGAGCUGUGCUGCCACGAGAGACCCUUCCAGCCUUACUACUCCCUCGAGCGCCCGGAGUCCCGGCCCCCCAUGACUCCAGACGCCCUCUGAGCCGGGCGGCCUCCGUUCUGGUGGCCCCCGCUGUGACUGAGGGCCUGGUCUCCACGGGCCUCACUCAGCCUGACGCCUCCCAGCUUAGCAGGGAGACCAGGCUCUGAAGCCAAGUGCCUUGAGCUGGCCGCUCUGCAGCCGGCAAAGGAGGGUGCUGACCCCUCCUGACCUGCGAGGGAGCUGGGAAGAUGUUGGCCCUGAAAGCUUUACAAAGGGGGGGCCGUCCGCAAAGGAGGGCCGGUCCCAGAAGCAGCAAGAGGAGCACCCUCUGCCUUCUCCGGGAUAAACUCGCUUCACAACUUGCGUUUCUUUUUAAACUUUCUGUUUGAUGUCAACCUAUGGGCCUUCAAGGAAGAGAUGAGGGUAUCCUCAGUGUUGCCUAGUGCUGGGACCAGGAGCAUCUCUUUUGGACCAGCUAGGCCGAGAUGCACCAAGUGCAGCCUCUGCUAGAAGCAGGGCUCGAGAGGUGAGGGUGCCUGGGAGGAGAAGGAUGUUCAGAGGGUGUCGUCCCCCGGGAUCGGAGAUGCCUUACCGAUCACAGAUGUGCCCACAGUUUACGAGGUCACUGUAACCAGUGUUUCCUCGGGAGCAGGGAGAGCCUUGAACAUGGGGUGGCACGAUGUCAGGACAGGUCAGCACUGCGCGCUGGAAGGUGAGGCCGAGCCUGCGGGUCUCUCAGAAGCGAAGAGGGCUCUCUGUCCUGAGGCAGCUGUGGCCUAGCACACAGGUGGCCUUUGGUAGAUUCAUGUGCUGGGCCACCUGGGGAUGUUUAGGAGCAUUUGGGGGCAAGAGUUGGUAAGUCCCCUGGCCACCAAGGAGAGCAGCUCAGAACCAGGCAGGGACAGGCCUUAGGACUGGAGGGGAGCAGGCCAAAGGGACAUUCGGCCACCCAGGGAGAGCUCUGGCCAGCAGGUAAGCUUUGAGACUGCUCUAUCCCUGGGGCCAGCAGGACAGGCCAGGGGGUUGAGAGCCGAGGCCAGGGUCACCACAUGCUUCGUGGACAGGCUUCUAUGUUUCUCUCAGCAGAUUUUAAUGACUUUAUAUUUUGAUCAUAGUGUAGAAUGCUACAUAAGCGUGAGCUCAACUUCACUUGAAGCUUACUCAUGAGGAAGUAAUGCAAGAAAUAUGACACAUCUUCUAUUUUAUGUGGUACCCACAGUCCCGUUCCCCUCCAGAAAGAGUGUUCAUACGCAGAACAUUCUCUGAUGCUGAAGAGUUAAAUGUUACAGCAACACUAUAUGCAUGUGUGAAGUAACUUCAAAGUAAUAUUUCUAAAUUAUGUCAAUACCAUGGGGUUUUUUCCCCCUAAAAUUAAUACAAUUUUUAACUUUAGUUUCAGUCAAAAAUUUCUGUCUUCUCUACCGAGAGCCUUAGAGGUUAAAUGCAAUCAGGGUACCAGUAAGGAAACGUUUUCCGUAUACUUUCUGCAGCCGGGGGAACGGAUCAUUGCAGUUCGGUCCUGGUGAACUGAGACUCCACUCAGCUACUGUCGAGGUUUGCUGACUGGCAGAGAAAUCACUGUUUCUUCUUCUUGUGAGAUGUUUCUGGUGGUGUAUUUGAAUGAAGGCUGUUCCUCAAAAACGCUCAUUCUGCCUUCAGAGAACUCAGUUCCCUUCCUUUCCUAAUACCUAAAGUCACUCUUUUUUCUCCUUUAAUGUUAUCCUACAUCUUUAAACCUCAUCAGUUACCUCUCUUAGACCUUGGACCCCGGCAUCCUCUGUGGGCCCCGUGGUGUCUUGUGCACACUGUCCGUUUUCCAGGAUCAAAGCCAGUCAGUCUUCCUCUCCCCGCUCUGACUCCCCGAGCCAGCCCCUGCCCCUCCCCGCUGUUCUCCAUCCUGCUCUGCAGGUCUCUCAGCUGCCAGCUGGCUAGAUGCUGAGCCAGUCCAAGCUGAGUGACUUAAAGGAACACGCCAGCUCUCCGCGAGGUUGGGGGGCAGCUGCCUUGCCUUCUCCCUGCUGCUGAAUGUUGUCUCGGGGGGAGCCAGGUCAUUCCCCGCAGCCCAGGAUUUGUGUCAGCUCCCUGUUUUGGCCCAGUUCGUCUCCAGAAAAACUUUUUAAAAAAAUCCCUUUUCUGCUUAUCAUACCAGUUUUUAAGCAUGCAACUUUCCCAAACUCAUUUAUUCAGAGUAAUUCCUUUGAGCGCUCACUGUGUCAGCUGGGCAGGACGCAGGUGAACAGAACAGGCAAAAGCUCUGUUUCAUAAGAGCUGAUGAGACAGAGAGAGAGAGAGAAAGAGCGGUGAGUAAAUGUCAGCACCGCCAAGAAAACUCGGGAGUAGGGGGGGGUGCCCUGGGGGUUUGCACCGAUUACAUCUGGCCAGGUUGCCUUCUGUCCUUCUUCCCUCUGUACCGUUAGGAACCCCGUCCCCUGCCUUUAGGUGGUGUGAAGAGUUCUCAUGUGGGCACUUGUCAUGGGAACACCUUGGGCAGCAUGU